Pseudogymnoascus destructans is the source of this 1426-nucleotide messenger RNA. It is a transcript of the gene MRM2, whose product is annotated as 2' O-ribose methyltransferase. The record is from RefSeq and is a predicted model, not a curated record. Gene Ontology annotation, biological process: RNA methylation. Gene Ontology annotation, cellular component: mitochondrion. Bases 404 to 1381 code for a protein of 325 amino acids. NCBI's taxonomy places the organism in Eukaryota, Fungi, Ascomycota, Leotiomycetes, Thelebolales, Thelebolaceae. Gene Ontology annotation, molecular function: rRNA (uridine-2'-O-ribose)-methyltransferase activity. The transcript is spliced from 6 exons.
GCCCCAUUCUUUAAACAUGGCGAUGCGGCUUCCUAUUCGGGAUUUGUGCGCUGGGGGGUUAUAAAUGUGCGUCUUGUGCCUCGUGCCUUGUGCCUUAUUUCACUUUGGUCCAGAUAUGAAGCUAUUUACCCCGUAGACAUUAUUUACCUUCUCGAGUGUGGAACUUGUGGGGGGUUGAGAGAUCAUGAUCGCAAUUUAAGCCCGUGGCACCUUGUCACCACCCAUAUCUGCACAAAUCCACCAUAAAAGCUAGUGAGACAGCCCCAAGUCCGAACUCUGAUUACGGCGUUCGAAAGACACCUACCGCGCAUUUCGCGGAUUUCCCGUGAUCCUGAACUUCAAACCCAAUCAGAAGCAAAGCCAUCUGGUUAUGGAAGGUGGACAAUUGACCAUUUAAUUCUACAUGCCACCCUUCGUUGUUUUGCCGGCAGCAAGGGUCAUCCGCAAUGGGAGGCUGCAUCACCAUUUGUUGACGCCUUGUCGAUUGGUCGCACAGUGCUGUUUCCGAACUAGCUCUACGCCGCCCCUAACAAGACAAAGCUCCUCGUCCUCUUCAACUCGGUGGAAGAGCAGGCAAGGGCGAGACUCCUUUGCAAGGGAAGCUAAGGUUCGAGGUCUUCAAAGCCGGGCAGCAUUCAAAUUGCUAGAGAUCGAUUCGAAAUACAAGCUGUUCAAAAAGGGACAGACUGUUAUAGAUCUGGGUUAUGCACCAGGAAGCUGGUCACAGGUUGCUGUGGAACGCACCAAGCCCAAUGGCCGUAUUAUUGGAAUAGAUAUCAUUCCUGCGCAGCCGCCGAAGGGCGUAUCUACGAUCCAAGGAAAUUUCUUGUCAAAAGAUGUGCAGGCAGAGAUCAAACGAUUUCUUAAUGAUCCACAUAGAGGUCGACCUCAACAGCAGAUGCACGCCCCUAUGGCUGAGGAGCCCGGCUUAGAAGAUUCCCUAGAAGAUGUGCCAACGGCGGACAAGGGCAAGAAGCUCAAGGAUGAAUCGGGGAAGACGAUUGAUAUUGUUCUAAGUGAUAUGUCCGCACCCUGGGAACAAACGAGUGGUUUUUGGAAGAGGAGUUUAAGUAAUCCGUAUAUUAGGAUGAUGAAUACGAGCGGUAUACCGUUCAGAGACCACACAGGGAGCAUGGAUCUAUGCAACGCUGCGCUAGAGUUCUCAUACGACACUCUCAAAACUGGCGGCCAUUUUGUUUGCAAGUUCUACCAAGGCGCCGAAGAUAAACAGUUGGAGAACCGCCUUAAGAAACUGUUUGGCGCCGUUCAUAGAGAGAAGCCGGAAUCUUCCAGAAGUGAAUCAAAAGAGUCAUAUUUUGUGGCGUUACGCCGAAAAGAAGCGGCCAAAUACGCGGACAUUUUCGGGGGAGAUGGGAUAUAACAGCUUCCAGGAAGCAUUGUAACAUAGAUUGAUUGGUGAAGAGAA